Purpureocillium takamizusanense is the source of this 897-nucleotide messenger RNA. RefSeq lists its product as uncharacterized. The record is from RefSeq and is a predicted model, not a curated record. The coding region runs from base 1 to 897 and encodes 298 amino acids. NCBI's taxonomy places the organism in Eukaryota, Fungi, Ascomycota, Sordariomycetes, Hypocreales, Ophiocordycipitaceae. The transcript has a single exon.
AUGAAUCCCGCCAUGGCUACAGAGUCUGACCAGCCUCACAGCGAAUCUCGCGACCCGACCACGGUCCCCCUCCCCUUCACCAUGUUCGGCAUGAGCUUCGGUUCGCUCCGAGGCAUCGGCAUGGUCGUCCUCCAGGCCCUGCGCGUCCUCACCAUCGUCACGCUGGCCGCCGUCGGCGCCUCGUGCUGGGUCCUCAUCAUCAAGGUCGACAAGGCCCGCGACACCUUUGUCUUCGAGUGCGCCUCCCACUUCUUCACGUCGGUGCUUUGCAUCGUCCUCAUUGUCGCCGAGGCCCCUUUCCUCGGCAUCAUAAAAGACUAUUUCAGCAGCACCUGGCCGGUGCUGUCCAGGGAACACGGUCUUGGCUGGCUGGGUUUCGGCAUGGUCGCCAUCGGCUGCGACAUGCUCGGCAACCUCAACCGGCCCGCCUACGACCCCGACAACAUGGGCUCCGAAUUUGCCAAGCUCGUCCUGGCGUCGUCGAUCCUCGCCAUCACGUUUGGGUUCAUCAACAUCCUCUCCGCGCUGGUGUGGCGGGACGGCAAGGAGGGCAUCACCUCGCGGGACAUCCGGUCCGACGGCUCGCUCGCCAACCCGCGCCGCCAGUCGCUGCCCGACUAUGCCACCAGCGCGCGGACCAACUCGUCCGUGCGCAACGAGAAAACGCGAAGCAAGUUCGUGUCCAUGUUUUGGAAAAAGGGCGACGAUGGUGAGAAGCCCAGACCCCAUAUCAGUGGCCCUUUCCAGGCUCACCACGAUGUCGAGCGUGACGCCGACGUGGAUGAGGACCGGAGGAGCCCCAUCGUGCCGGGGCUCAAGCGUCCUGCCACGGCGCUGCACCCCAUGCACACUGGGCGCAGCAGUCACUACUCCACGGCGCACAUAUCGCGCUUCUAG